AUGGCCGAUAACGUCGAUCUGAUGGUCAACCAGACGACAGAACUGCUGAAGGAGUUUAAAUCGAACCUCUCUCCGUGCAUCUACUCGGUGAAGGCGCUGCUGGAGAAGAUGAAAAACAACGAGUUGCCCACUGAAAAUGGCAUUUCAUUAUUUGAUAUGAAAAACAAAAUGUUCCUCAGCUAUCUGGUGGACCUAACUGAUGUGCUCUUCACUAAACUUCGUGGUGAGAGUAUUGCCGAAAGAACUGGCACCCUUGAGAGGCUGGUGGAGGAGCGAACUGUCUUGGAGAAGAUCCGCCCGAUCGAACACAAACUGAAGUACCAGGUGGACAAAUUGAUGAAAGUGCUCAACACUGGAGCCAUCGACCAGAAUGAUCCAAUGAAUUUAAAGCCCAACUUUUCCAGUAUUGCUGAGGGAGAAGAUGGAGAGGAUGGUGGUGCUAUGAACUUGGAUGAUGUUGACGAAGACGAGUCUUCAGAUGUAAAAAACCUCGCGAUGACAGAUGCAAAAAAGUCUUCAAAUGGUGGUGUCUAUGUGCCACCGAGAUUGGCGCAGAUGAAAUUUGAAGAUGAACAUGACCGAAAAACUAAAGCGCUGGAGCACGCAAAGAAGCGGGCAAUGAACAGCUCCAUCAUCAAAGAGCUUCGACGCGAAUUUGACGAUGCUCCCGAAGAGGAAUACGGCUCCAUGCUGCACCAAAAGAGCGGCAUUGGCAAGUUUCUCAAAGAGAAGAAGCGUUUUGAGGAGGACAACUUCAUUCGUAUUAACCUCACUAAGAAGCAGAAGGCUGCCGCGCGAAAGAUGGCCACCAUCAACUCUAUCGCCGAUGAUGUUACCCGAUUCGAGGACAUCUCCGCGCUUGAUAUCAGCAAUCCAAAUGAUUUUGUUACGCAAAAGAGGAGAAAGCCAAAGACGCCAAAGAACAAAAAGAAGUCCAUCAAGCGGCGGAAGCAUUAG
Rhagoletis zephyria (snowberry fruit fly) is the source of this 957-nucleotide messenger RNA. NCBI's taxonomy places the organism in Eukaryota, Metazoa, Arthropoda, Insecta, Diptera, Tephritidae. The record is from RefSeq and is a predicted model, not a curated record.